AUGACUUUCGCGAGACUCGCCGGGCAAACCGGUUUCAUUGCACGCGCAGUGGGGAUAGCAAGUGACUCAUCGAGUUGCCUGCUCAAGACUCGCUCGCGAGUAUCCCACGGCUCGAGUUUCUCGGCGCCUCGCACCGUCCCCUUCUCGACCUCCACCCCCCUCCGUUGUGCCAAUCACAAAAGCAGCAGCGCAGACACACCAAGCGCGAACACCCCCAACGCCAAGACCCAGACUGACCAAGUUGGCGGGGACCACACAGAUCGGUACGCAACCGCGCUGCGCAACAACAAGGAAUGGGCAGCACAGACGGCACGAGAGUACCCCGAUCUCUUCCCAACCCUCGCGACCGGCCAAACACCACAGAUUCUCUGGAUCGGAUGCUCCGACUCCCGCUGCCCAGAGACCACCUUCUUGGGCCUGAAGCCCGGUGAUGUGUUCGUGCACCGUAACAUCGCCAACGUCCUCCACCCCGGUGAUCUCAGUUCGGCCGCCGCCAUCGAAUAUGCUGUGCAGUACCUGCGCGUGAAGCACGUUGUCGUGUGUGGGCAUACCGCUUGCGGUGGUGUCGCGGCCGCCAUGGGCAACAAGAAUCUUGGAAUUCUGGACCCGUGGCUGUUGCCUCUCCGUCAGCUGCGCGAGCGCAACCUCGAUCUUCUGCAGUCCCUGUCUCCCGACGAGGCUACCAUGAAGUUGGCCGAGCUGAACGUCCGCGAGGGUCUGAACAUCGUCAAGCAGAAGGGUGUUGUCCUGAACGCCAUUCAGGAGCGUGGACUCGAGCUCCACGGUUUGAUUUACGACGUCGGUUCGGGUGUUCUCAGCGAGCUGGACACUCAGGAUUCGGAGGAGGUGAUCAGGGCCCGUUUGACCGCUUUCAAGACUGAGUGA
This is a messenger RNA of Penicillium canescens, 885 nucleotides long. Its product is annotated as carbonic anhydrase. The transcript has a single exon. Gene Ontology annotation, biological process: cellular response to oxidative stress; cellular response to carbon dioxide; carbon utilization. Gene Ontology annotation, cellular component: cytoplasm. NCBI's taxonomy places the organism in Eukaryota, Fungi, Ascomycota, Eurotiomycetes, Eurotiales, Aspergillaceae. The coding region runs from base 1 to 885 and encodes 294 amino acids. Gene Ontology annotation, molecular function: zinc ion binding; carbonate dehydratase activity. The record is from RefSeq and is a predicted model, not a curated record.